Messenger RNA from Penaeus monodon (black tiger shrimp), 1566 nucleotides. Its product is annotated as luc7-like protein 3. NCBI's taxonomy places the organism in Eukaryota, Metazoa, Arthropoda, Malacostraca, Decapoda, Penaeidae. The record is from RefSeq and is a predicted model, not a curated record. The transcript is spliced from 11 exons. Gene Ontology annotation, molecular function: mRNA binding. Gene Ontology annotation, biological process: mRNA splice site recognition. Gene Ontology annotation, cellular component: U2-type prespliceosome; U1 snRNP. The coding region runs from base 46 to 1194 and encodes 382 amino acids.
CCUCUCGGCGCGUUCCAACAACGCCCGGCCGUCCAUGUGAGCAAAAUGGCGACGCAGGCGGCCGCCGCGCUCCUCGAUGAGCUCAUGGGAAGGUCCAGAAAUGUACUUCCCGAAGAGAGAAAUCAAAAUGUACACUGGGAUUCACCCGAGGUGUGUCGUCACUACCUGGUGAAGUUUUGUCCUCAUGACCUUUUUACAAAUACAAAAUCUGAUCUUGGACCAUGUGACAAGCCUGUCCAUGAUGAGGAAUUAAAAAGGGAAUUUGAAGCUGCCAACUCCUAUCGCCGCACUGCCUUUGAGGAUGAAUUUGUUAGAUAUGCUGAGUCCAUGCUUACAGAAGUAGACAAAAGAAUAAGAAAAGGAAAACAGCGGUUAUCAUUGUCAGUUAAGGAUGCCUUGGCCAGUAGCACAACAGGUGACGGGAGAGUAGAUGAGCAGCUGGAACUCCUCUCUGAAAGAAUUACAGGUUUAGUAAGUGAGGCUGAAAGACUAGGUUCAGAAGGAAAUGUUGAAGAAGCCCAAGGUCUCCUUAAACUCUGUGAUCAACUACGAGAAGAGAGAGACUCGCUGCGCAGAAGUAAUGAAAAUUCUGUAUGGCAUCAGGCUGCGGAGAUGGCAGCAUCACAAGAAAAGCAGAUGGAGGUGUGUGAAGUAUGUGGUGCUUUCCUGAUUGUGGGUGAUGCGCAACAACGAAUUGAUGACCACUUAACAGGAAAGCAGCAUGUAGGUUUUGCAAAGCUACGUCAAGCCAUUCAGGAAAUUAGAGAUAGUCGUGAAAAGGCAAGAGCAGAGAGAGAAAGUCAGAGAGAAAAGGAGAGAGAAGAAAGACGCAAAGCCUUACAAGAAGAAGAAAAGCGUAGAGAGAAAGAAAGAGAAGAGAGGAGGAGAAAAGAUGAAGACCGUAGACGUAGAAGUAGUGACAGAGAUCGAGAUCGUGAGCGUGCAGAGAGAAGUAGGGACAGAGACCGUGACAGAAUGAGGGACCGAGAUUAUCGUGACAGGAGACGAUCACGCAGCCGAGACCGCGAGAGGAGGAGGUCACGCAGCAGAGACAGGGAUUAUAGAAGUUCACAUUCAAAAGACAGAGAUAGGAGAGAGAAAGACCGAGACAGGCAUCACCGUUCGCGAAGUCGCGAGCAUGACAGAAGGAGACACAGGGAAGAAAAUGGCGAUCUGUACCACCGUGAAUACUGAUGAGUGACAGGGCAAUUGUGAAGGAGGAGCCAAGAGGGAGAUGUGGAGAAUAGAGUCCGAUGAGCGGGAAAUGAAGGCUUAACCAGUGAGUGAUCUCCACUUGAGGGUAACAUCUGGCAAGAAAAAAGAAGACCUUUUCAAUAAACUUCAUCAGUUGAGAGCGUCAGCACUUCAGUCGAGCCACAGACGAUGCAUGUUGAGAGAUGCAGAAGUACUGAAGGACACUGCAGCCUCCACUUUGUGUUAGCCAGAGUUGUGAUGCUGUUUAAGGAAGUUCGUUGGUUGUCCGGUCACAUUCCAUCAAGUAUCUCAUCUCUCCACUCUAUUAAGGUGAGAUAUUGUGAAUUGUGUCAAUAAAUGUGUAAAACUUAU